This is a messenger RNA of Vicia faba (fava bean), 1473 nucleotides long. Lineage: Eukaryota; Viridiplantae; Streptophyta; Magnoliopsida; Fabales; Fabaceae. The record is from the annotation of a GenBank genome assembly.
AUGGCGGAAGAAGCGGUUCUCGGUUACUUGGAAAACAACGACCAGAUUAUAGAUUCCGGUGAAUUUGCAUCCCAACGCGGCAUUGACCACAAUGAAAUCGUCAACACCAUCAAGAGUCUCCAUGGUUUCAGAUAUGUUGAUGCUGAGGAUAUUAAGAGGGAGACAUGGGUUUUAACCGAUGAAGGGAACACUUACACUACUAUGGGAUCCCCUGAAGCUCAACUCAUUUUGGCUAUUCCGCCUCAAGGUAUCUCCAGAGAACAACUUCAGAAAAUGUUAGGCCCUUCAGUUUUCAAGAUUGGUUGUGCUCAGGCUGCUAAGAAUAAAUGGGUUGAGAUGGGGAAACACCUUAUAUCUAAGAAGGUACAACAUGUGGAAGACAGAGUCAAAAACUUGCUUCUUCUAAUACAACAGGGUCAGGGCAUUGGUCCAGAUGAUAUCAAAGCACUCAAAGCAAGAAAGCUUAUUGUGCCACAGACAUGGAAGUGUUACUCAGUGAAAAAGGGUCCUAACUUUGCUCCAAAAAGGAAGAAGGUUGUCACUGAUUUAACUCGAGAUAAUUUUCAGAGUGGUGAGUGGAAGGAAAUAGAAUUCAAAGAGUACAAUUACAGUGCUAAAGGCCAACCUCUUGAAGGUGGCAGUCUUCAUCCACUGUUAAAGGUACGGUGUCAAAUAAAGCAGAUCUUCCACUGUAUGGGGUUUGAGGAGAUGCCCACAAAUAAUUAUGUUGAGAGCAGCUUCUGGAACUUUGAUUCCUUGUUCCAGCCUCAACAACAUCCCGCCCGUGAUUCUCAUGACACAUUCUUUUUGGAAGCUCCUUCAACAACAAAGAAACUUCCUGAAGAUUAUGUUCAGAGAGUAAAGAAAGUUCAUGAAUUUGGUGGUUAUGAGUCUAGAGGAUAUACAUAUGACUGGAAAAGAGAGGAAGCAAAUAAAAACCUUCUGCGGACCCACACAACUGCUGUUUCUUCCAGGAUGCUUUACCAGCUAGCACAAAAACCAUUUGUUCCGAAAAAAUAUUUUUCCAUAGAUCGUGUCUUCCGGAAUGAAGCGGUGGACCGAACACAUCUUGCCGAGUUCCACCAGAUAGAAGGCCUUGUAUGCGAUCGAGGACUCACUCUCUGUGACUUAAUAGGUGUUCUACAUGAUUUCUUCUCACGCUUAGGCAUGACCAAGCUGAAAUUCAAACCUGCUUACAAUCCUUACACAGAACCUAGCAUGGAGAUUUUCAGUUAUCACGAAGGCUUUAAAAAAUGGGUAGAGGUAGGAAACUCUGGCAUGUUCAGACCUGAAAUGUUGCGGCCGAUGGGACUUCCUGAGGAUGUCCAAGUUAUUGCAUGGGGCCUUUCUCUUGAAAGGCCAACAAUGAUAAUGUAUGGAAUAGAUAACAUCAGGGAUCUCUUUGGACACAAGGUGGAUCUUGGCCUCAUAAAGAAAAACUCAAUAUGUCGACUUGGAAUUGAAGUGAAGUGA